GGCAAAGAAGGCCAUGCCACCUGCCCUUGGCUAGACAGGGAUGGUGAACACAUUUUGGUUCCUAUCCCAGCAGGCCGGAGGAUCAUGUCUGGUUCCAGGAGCCGCCUGAGCAAGUCCUGGCAUUCGGCUGAGAUGCCCAGAUGAGUGGGGAAGGACACCCUCUUCUGCUGCUGCCACAGCAUCUUGGGGAUGUCUGUGUCAUCAAAAGGUAGGCUGGCACAGAGCAUGACGUACAGGACCACGCCCAUGCUCCAGACGUCACCCUUCUUGCUAUCGUGGGGAAUACCCUGAAGCACCUCUGGGGCGGCAUAGGCUGUGCUGCCGCAGAAGGUCUGGCUCAGCUCCUGGCAUGAUUUGGGCAACACCUUGGCGAAGCCAAAGUCUGUCAGCUUCAGGUUGAAGCCCUGCAACAAAGCAUUCUCGCACUUGAGGUCCCGGUGAGCCACACCACAGCCAUGGCAGUAGCGGAUGGCCUCGACCAUCUGACGGAAGAGGGCCUUGGCCCGGCUCUCGGGCAGUGGCCCCCCAUUCAGCACGCAGUCAAAGACAUCCCCUCCUUCAGCCAGCUCCAUCACCAGGUAGAUUUUCCCGUCGGCAGACUCCAGCGUCUCGUACACUCGGAUGAUGUUCUUGUGGUCCAGGGUGCGGACAAUCUGGAGCUCCCGAGGCAGGAAUCUCUGGAUAAACUCUACGGAAACAAGGGAAAAGAGAUGGAGCAUCAAGUGCAGAAGGGCCUAACUCCUCCCUCCUGUCUGCUGCCUUCCAACUUCUGUCUGCCUAUCUCCCCACCAUGUCUGGGUCUUGUGCCUUGGUUCCCUUUCAUAGUCUUUAAUGUCUGUCUGCUUGGACACUGCAAAGAAUGUUCACCUCUAUUGUUUUUGUAGUUAAUAUAUUACUGAAAGGAACUACUCCCUGUCAGCCUCAGGGACUGUUGUGAGCAGCCUGUGAGACCAUGGAUAUCAAAGUGCUUUUAGACUUUUAGACUAUUAGGGACUUCUAGACAAGGCUAUUGAAUCUCAGUUACGAGGCCUGAUUUGCCCACAGCGUGGUGAGCCCGCUCCUCUCACGUCUGCCUCCUGACCCACAGUUCUUUCCAUGAGCCCUGUCUUUUCCCCAUCUCUGCCUUUGUUGGCUCCAGCUCCUGCCCUCUGCUAGCCCUGGCCAUGGCCUCGCCAGUCUCUGUUCCCCUCCUGGAAUAGGAAAGGCCUAGUGGGCUCUGGCUCUGCUUCUGAGGAUCCUUCACCUCCUGCCACUUUAAUCUUGGAUUUUAGAGGGUGUGAUUUUCCUGGACUCCCAGCAUCCCUGUGUUCCCCACUGACCUACCCCAGAGCCACAGUCUCUCUCGCUUUCCUUGGUUCCAGACUAAAGGGGAGGAGGGAAUGAUCCUUCUGACUGGAGGAAGCAGCCACCCACCUCAGCCAGCCCUCGCUUCCUCCAAAGGGGCCCCAGCUCACCUUCUGGCCCUCCCAUCUUGUCUAUAAUUUUAAUCGCCACUUUUCUUUGGUGUUUUUUGGAAACUGCUUCUUUGACUUUUGAGUAGGUCCCUUCCCCAAUGGUCUUGCCCAGCUGGUACCCAUUGUAGAGCAGAAAGUCCUCCAUGCUGUCUAGCACCUCCUUCCUUCCUAUCACCCUCUCAGCUCAUGCUGCCUCUGCGAGGCAGCUCUACUCCACCAUCGCCCUUGGCCUGCUCCUUUUCAUCCGCAGCCGCCCCCAGCGCUGUAACAUUCUCCGUCUGGACACACAAGCCGCGGGUGGUGGGAAGGGAGAGGGUCAGACAUUUUAAAACUCUGGCCCAAUUGUGAUGUAGAUGUUGUGUGACUCUUGGCCAAAAUGGGCAAUGCCCCCUGCCUGCCCUCACCACCACCACCAAACCCAGAACGGGUUAAGUCACGGCUGCGCUCAGCCCCCGCGCCAGGUAGUGAGUCGCAGCCCCGCCUGUGGGGGGCGCUCCGGACGUCUGCGCGCGGCCCAGGAUGCCGGGCUCCUUUCCGUGGACACAGCCUCCUGCUCCCCCAUCGGGCAGCUGGGGGUCUGCGCGACCCAUGGCAAGAGCCCUCCAACUACCGGCUCGCGCCGCGCUAAGUGCCAGGGCGGCGCGAGGUUCCCCGGCGGGAGGAACGGGUUCUAUGAGGUCAGCGCGCCACGGCCUGGGUCACAAUGCAGCCCUCCCCCUCGACGCCCGGGCCCCGACGCGCCGCAGACACCUGCCCGGCUCCGCCUGGACCGGAGCGUCCUCAGGCGGCCAGGGCUCGGGCAGCUGCUUCCAGCCUGGGACCGGCCUCGGCCUCCGGCAGAGCGCCCCGGGGCCCGGACAUGAGUGCCCAGGAGGCCCCGCAGGGUCGGAGAUUCCCCAUUGAGGCCGGAGACUCCCCUGGCUUUGCCGCCCCCCGCGAGUCCCAGGACAGCUCGGAGCGGGUAGCUACGGAGCACAACCCGGUCAGGCCGCUUCGACGCUGCCCCGGCUGCCACUGCCUGACGCUGCUGCACGUGCCCAUCGACGUCUACCUGGCCUUGGGCGGGAGCCCCCGGGUCCGCGCCACCUGAGUGCGCCUGUGCACGGCAGCUCCGCUGGAGCCGGACGUGUACGAGGCCCGCCGCGGGCCACCACGCUGAGGUCGCGCGCGCCGAGCACGAGACAGUGAUGCACAUUUUAAAAUAAAAGAACGG
This is a messenger RNA of Eubalaena glacialis (North Atlantic right whale), 2667 nucleotides long. RefSeq names its product family with sequence similarity 229 member A (gene FAM229A). The record is from RefSeq and is a predicted model, not a curated record. Lineage: Eukaryota; Metazoa; Chordata; Mammalia; Artiodactyla; Balaenidae. The coding region runs from base 2158 to 2544 and encodes 128 amino acids. The transcript has 4 exons.